GUCAGCUGAGAUGGCGUGAGAUGGCCAAGCUCUCCUCCCCUCCCCGUGCAGAAGGGUUAACCUGUGACCUCUUUGUGCGCCACCUCCCCAAACAGGUUGACUUCUCCCAGCUUCAGGCUGACCUGACCAACCUUGAGGUGAGCUGCAAGGCAGCGUGGGACCACGUGAAGGUCAUCGCCAAGCGAGACAGCGGCCCCGUCUUCAAGAGCAAGGCCCCGGCCUUCCUCAAGGAGUGCGCACAGCGCAUCAUCAUCCUGAAAGCGGUCCACAGGCGCGUCAGGAACAGGUACCAUUCCUUCCUCCUGUACUUCGGGUAUCCCAGCUCCAGCGUCCGCAACAUGACCGUCAGCAAGUUCUUUAAGCUCAUCAGCGACUUUGCCCUGGAGUAUCACACGACCCGCGCUCAGAUCCUACAGCAGAGGGAGAGGCAGGAGAGACUGCAGCGAGAGGCGGUGCCCAGAAGUUCCCGCGGUGACCGAGGGGACAAGAGACAAAAGGAGAGCAGACUGUCAGAGUGAGGACCGCUCGACGGAGAGCUAGCAGGGGGCUUGAUGGGACGAAUGGCCUCUUCUGUUGCUGUAAUAUGGCAGUGACUGUUCAGGUUGGAUCCCAGAGCACAUUAAUAAGCACAGAUACAGUAUGCUGUUCCUUACAAAGGUACUCCCCUUCAGUCGCAUCUAUCACUAAUAAUAGCAGGCUCUACCUUACAAUCAGCAUUGCUUCAUGGACAGGAUUAGACUGAAGGGUCUGUUUUCCCAUGCUGUACAUCUCUCUGACUCUAUCUCUAUGCAGUCAGCACGUCUCGAACCCAGACUGUGUGUUAAUCCGCCAUUUCACAACAAUCUAAAUAGUUUGCACUGUUAAUAAACUUCUUAGUUAAAAAUCACA
Messenger RNA from Chiloscyllium plagiosum (whitespotted bambooshark), 888 nucleotides. Lineage: Eukaryota; Metazoa; Chordata; Chondrichthyes; Orectolobiformes; Hemiscylliidae. The record is from RefSeq and is a predicted model, not a curated record.